This is a messenger RNA of Pyrenophora tritici-repentis Pt-1C-BFP, 2076 nucleotides long. The record is from RefSeq and is a predicted model, not a curated record. Lineage: Eukaryota; Fungi; Ascomycota; Dothideomycetes; Pleosporales; Pleosporaceae.
AUGCGCUACCAGCGACUCUACAUGAACUCAUUCAGUCCCAGGAACCAAUCCGCGAACCAUUCCUACCUACUCGCUUGCCACGGGCUCAUGCUUGCACAAAGCCAGGCAAAGCGCCGUUCCGCGCCUCAGCCGGAAGAGAAGCCUGCCAAACGUCCUGGCUACAUCCGUACUUUGGAACUGGCACUUGCGUGGUUAUUCCAACAAAACGCAGAAAACGAGGUUGCUCUGAACGAAAAGUUGGCAAAAGAAGGCGCCUCUUCACUGCUACUAAGCCGGGAUUCGAAAGAGUCCAAUAAGCUUCACAGGCGAUGGCGCAAAGCAAAGUUCUACACGAAUGUGGAUAAACAGCUAUCUGGUGGAGAAACUUCGAGGCAUGAACAACCUGAUGAUCUCUCUCAUAGUAGUGAUGAAGGUUCCGACGCUGAAGAGGCUCCAGUCGCCAACGGUGGUCAUCGUAGGGAACGUAGUGAGCAUGCGCCAGCUGUUACCGUCUCUCCUGGUCUACAACAUCCGUCUACGGCGCCACAAGUACAUACAACACGCCCGUCAGCGUUGAUGCCAACGGAUAGCUACAAGCUUUUCGAAGUCUACUUCACCCACAUCCAAUCUUGGCUUCCAAUAUGUGAGAAGCAUGAUGUGUUGAAAUCUGCCUAUUCAUACCCGUUACAGGGCCUCCUCGCAAUAUCCGAACAACCGGAUUCUGGCUCGUAUGCUGAGUUAUGGAGUAUCUUGGCAAUUGCCUCGCUAUAUGAUACGAGCACGAACUCCGAAAGCUCACUAAACACUCCUUCAGCAAUGGCAGUCAAGUCGUACGAGAAUGCAAAGUCUAUAAUACCCAGCGAAUUGGGUCAUUUUGAAGCUGGGCAUAUCACAGCACUUCUAAAUUUGGCAGUCUUCAAUAUGGCACAAUCACAAACCGGAGCCGCUUGGCUUCUCAUCGGUUGUGCUUCGAGAGCCUUGAAAAUAAUGGACCAGCCUUCACUCUUGACUAACCCUAGACACAAACAUAUACAUUACGGCUGUUUCCUGCUAGAGAACAUGAUUGCACUCCAGCUCGACCAAAGACCAUAUGUUCGAAAAGCCGAGCUCAACUAUCUCGGUGCCAUUGAUGAGAACGGUCUAGAGGAGUGGCAGCCAUGGUCAGGAUUCGGUGACCCGUCGCCUGAUGGAAGGAGGACGCCCCUACUAGCUCUCAGCACGUUCAACAGUAUCCUCGAACUUAUCGAUAUACUCUCCAGCAUCCAGAAGCCAGAUACUACAUCACAAAAAGAUACCGUCCGCGAACGUCUUGAGAGGUGGAAAGCGUUUCUGCCUACACAACUAGCAUGCGUGGAUAUCGAGUCACCAUUACCCUGUUUGACUCCACCACUGGCUCUGCUGCAGGCAACGUAUCAUGUUGCUUGCUUCGCUACGAAUCCUUCCGACCUGCGUCUCAAGAGGCUAUUUGAUAUCCUAGAGCAGUGCCGCCAACAGCUGGGGCCUCAACGCAUACCACCUCCCAUCAAGUGCUUGUUGGAAUACAUUCGCAGACAGGCUGCUUAUUCGGGUCUAAACGAUGCCAAUCGUACACGUUUGCAGAAGCUGCGAGAGAAGAUCAUGGCACAAUGGCCAAAACAACAGAUCCCGAACACUACGCAAACACACGAGAGUACAUUUAUACCCUUCAGGGACCAAAGAAAUGCUUUGAAAACAGCAAACCCAGAUCCACUGCAAUCGAUCUUCCCCGAUAACUCAUCUGUGGCUCAAUUACCCGCCGAUACCCACAACGUUUUCUUUACAGAUACGCACUCAACUAUCGAACCUCUUCUCAUAGCAGCUAGCACCUCACAAUCAGACACACUUUAUCCAGAACCCAUCCACGAUCUUGAGAGCUUCUUCGAUGAGCUGGCGUCGCUAGACAGAGUAACCAGACCGGACAACCAACCGCAAUUUAUGCAGAACCUUGGAUUCGGGCCUGAGGCUAGCAUGGCUGAUUUGUUCAGCGAAUACAUUCCCAUGCAGUCAUCUUCGUUUGCUACGAGCGAUGUUACACCGCCUGUUCAAUUCGACCAGUACGGGUUUUACAACGGGGGUUGA